Lemur catta (Ring-tailed lemur) is the source of this 2453-nucleotide messenger RNA. RefSeq names its product leucine rich repeat neuronal 3 (gene LRRN3). The transcript has a single exon. The record is from RefSeq and is a predicted model, not a curated record. Gene Ontology annotation, molecular function: protein binding. Lineage: Eukaryota; Metazoa; Chordata; Mammalia; Primates; Lemuridae. The coding region runs from base 301 to 2427 and encodes 708 amino acids.
UAAAUAAAUGAAUUGCUCAAUCUCCUAUGACCAUCUAUGCAUACUUCAUCUUCAAAAAAUACAUCAGUAUUAUAUCAUUAAGGAGAUAGUGACCUUCUCUUUUCCAAUAUGCACGACAUUUUUGGACAGUGCAAUUGUGGCAUUGGCACUUAUUUCCAUGAAGAAAAACUUUGUGGUUCUAUGGCAUUCAUCAUUUGACAAAUGCAAGUAUUUUCCUUAUCAAUCAGCUAUUACUGAACUUACUAGCAGUGACGGUGGAAUCCUUAAAGGGCCAUUGAAUUUCUGAAAAAGAAAGCUAAGAUGAAGGACAUGCCACUCCGAAUUCAUGUGCUACUUGGCCUAGCUAUCACUACACUAGUACAAGCUGUAGAUAAAAAAGUGGAUUGCCCACAAUUAUGUACAUGUGAAAUCAGGCCUUGGUUUACACCCAGAUCCACUUAUAUGGAAGCAUCUACAGUGGAUUGUAAUGACUUAGGUCUUUUAAAUUUUCCAGCCAGAUUGCCUGCUGACACACAAAUUCUGCUCCUACAGACUAACAAUAUUGCAAAAAUUGAAUACUACAUAGACUUUCCAGUAAACCUCACUGGCCUGGAUUUAUCUCAAAACAAUUUAUCUUCAGUCACCAAUAUUAAUGUAAAAAAGAUGCCUCAGCUCCUUUCUGUGUACCUAGAGGAAAACAAACUUACUGAGCUGCCUGAAAAAUGUCUGUCUGAACUGAGCAACUUACAAGAACUCUAUAUUAAUCACAACUUGCUUUCUACAAUUUCACCUGGAGCCUUUAUUGGCCUACACAAUCUUCUUCGACUUCAUCUCAAUUCAAAUAGAUUGGAGAUGAUCAACAGUAAGUGGUUUGAUGCUCUUCCAAAUCUAGAGAUUCUGAUGAUUGGGGAAAAUCCAAUCAUCAAAAUCAAAGAUAUGAACUUUAAGCCUCUUAUCAAUCUUCGCAGCCUGGUUAUAGCUGGUAUAAACCUCACAGAAAUACCAGAUAAUGCCUUGGUUGGACUUGAAAACUUAGAAAGUAUCUCUUUUUAUGACAAUAGGCUUAUUAAAGUGCCCCAUGUCGCUCUUCAAAAAGUUAUAAAUCUCAAAUUUUUGGAUCUAAAUAAAAACCCUAUUAAUAGAAUACGAAGGGGUGAUUUUAGCAAUAUGCUACAUUUAAAAGAAUUGGGGAUAAAUAAUAUGCCUGAGCUUAUUUCCAUCGACAGUCUUGCUGUGGAUAACUUGCCAGAUUUAAGGAAAAUAGAAGCUACUAACAACCCUAGAUUGUCUUACAUUCACCCCAAUGCAUUUUUCCGACUCCCCAAACUAGAAUCACUCAUGCUGAACAGCAAUGCCCUCAGUGCCCUGUACCAUGGUACCAUUGAGUCUCUACCAAACCUCAAGGAAAUCAGCAUACACAGUAACCCCAUCAGGUGUGAUUGUGUCAUCCGUUGGAUUAAUAUGAACAAAACCAACAUUCGAUUUAUGGAGCCAGAUUCACUGUUUUGCAUGGACCCACCUGAAUUCCAAGGCCAGAAUGUUCGGCAAGUACAUUUCAGGGACAUGAUGGAAAUUUGCCUCCCUCUUAUAGCCCCUGAGAGCUUUCCUUCUAAUCUAAAUGUAGAAGCUGGGAGUUAUGUUUCCUUACACUGUAGAGCUACUGCAGAACCACAGCCCGAAAUCUACUGGAUAACACCUUCUGGUCAAAAACUCUUGCCUAAUACUCUGACAGAAAAGUUCUAUGUUCAUUCUGAAGGCACACUAGAUAUAAGUGGCAUAACCCCAAAAGAAGGGGGUUUGUACACUUGUAUAGCAACUAACCUAGUUGGUGCUGACUUGAAGUCUGUUAUGAUCAAAGUGGAUGGUUCUUUUCCCCAGGAUAACAAUGGAUCUUUGAAUAUUAAAAUAAGAGAUAUUCAGGCCAAUUCAGUUCUGGUGUCUUGGAAAGCAAGCUCUAAAAUUCUCAAAUCCAGUGUUAAGUGGACAGCAUUUGUCAAGUCUGAAAACUCUCAUGCUGCCCAAAGUGCUCGAAUACCAUCUGAUGUCAAGGUAUAUAACUUUACUCAUCUGAACCCAUCAACUGAGUAUAAGAUUUGUAUUGAUCUCCCUACCAUCUAUCAGAGAAACAGAAAACAAUGUGUAAAUGUCACCACAAAAGCUUUGGAUCCUGAUCAAAAGGAGUAUGAAAAGAGUAACAGCACAACGCUUAUGGCCUGCCUCGGAGGCCUUCUGGGGAUUAUUGGUGUGAUAUGUCUUGUCAGCUGCCUCUCUCAAGAAAUGAACUGUGAUGGUGGGCAUAGCUACGUGAGGAAUUACUUACAGAAACCAAGCUUUGCAAUCAGCGAGCUUUAUCCUCCUCUGAUAAACCUCUGGGAAGCAGGCAAAGAAAAAGGUACAUCGCUGGAAGUGAAAGCAACUGUCAUAGGUGUUCCAACAAACAUGUCCUAAAAACAACCAACGAAAUCUACUUCAAA